Molecule: messenger RNA, 210 nt
Organism: Euleptes europaea (tarantolino)
Lineage: Eukaryota; Metazoa; Chordata; Lepidosauria; Squamata; Sphaerodactylidae
Product: protein S100-A10-like
Exons: 1
Coding region: 1-210 (69 amino acids)
Source: RefSeq, a predicted model, not a curated record
AUGUCCUCUCAGCCCUCUCAACUGGAACAUGCCAUGGAGCAGAUGCUCUUUACAUUUCACAGAUUUGCAGGGGACAAGAACUAUCUAAUGAAGGAAGACCUUCGGCAGCUGAUGGAGAAGGAGGUCCUGGGAUAUAUGGAAAACCAGAAGGACCCCAUGGCCAUUGACAGGAUCAUGGGUUGCUGUGCCUGUGAUUGGCUUAUGAGCUAG